AUGUCUAUUCCGCCUUCGGAUAUCGAGACUGGCGUCUCCAACGGCGACGUCGACUGGCUCUUUCGAGGCAAGUCUAAGAAGCUCACCAAGAAGCUACACCUGGAUAAACCUGGCGACGACGAUAAGAAGGAGGAUGGGAGCGAUAAGGAGAAGGCUGUGGCUAGUGAGGUGAAGGAGGACGCCAAAGAGGUUCCUGCUAAGGCUGUGGCUCUGGAGAAGCCAGUGCCAGCUGAACCUGCUACGCCUAAACAACCGCCGCUGAAGCCGGUGCCUUCUAAAUCGCCUUCUGCGUCGUCGGUGCUGCUAACGGCGUCUCAGGACCUGCCACUGCAGCCAAAGAGAAGAUCUAGUAUCAGUUUUAUGAACUUGGGCAGCGGGAACGCUUCAAAUGGUGCUUCUCUGGAUACUGAGCUGGGGUCGUCGCAGCCUCCACUGAGAUCUAACUCGGGAAGAGGCCGGUCGUUUUUUAGUUCGAUCUCGCUGAAGUUUAAGUCGUCGAAUAACGGGUCGAGUGCUAGUAACUCGCCUAGCCAGAGCCCUCAUCCUGGCUCCAAUAAGCUUAAUCCUAAUAUGAUCGGCUCAGGGUCGCUUCCUCCACCGGCUAACCAAGAUUUGGCUUCUUUGGUUAAUAGGCCACCGCCAGAGGCUGGAAUUGCUAUCCCACAGUCUAAGGGCAGACGUUCUUCGUUCUCGUCGAGUCCUAAACUGUCUGUGGAUUCAGAUCGUAGCGGUUUCUUUAAACGCAGAACACUGAAUGUCGAUCAAAACCCACCGCCUCCUCAAAGGAAAGUUCUCAACAAAAACCCAAACAAGGAGAAGGUUAUGCGGGAGUUUGCCCAACCUAAGCUUAAACGUGUUGCUUUCUCUUUGGAUAAGCUCAGUGACGAUCCUCAACAGCAGAUUCCUUCGAGGCGUCCUAAGAAAGGUAAUGUUCUUAUUCCUGAAGACUUGACUGCUCCUCUCCCUCGACUUUCACAGGGUAUUUCUGUCAGUGACAGUAAAGGAAACAAGACGAAUGUUGCUGAGACGAAGUACUCGGAGAAGGAGCUCCAAAUGGCUGUUGAUGCACAGAGAAAGGCGCUUGCUGAAGCAGAGAAACACGCCAUGGAUGCCCAUCUCUCGGCUAAACGCUUGGCAGCUCAGAUCUCUCUGUUUAAGACCUCCAACAAAUGUCCAUCGACUGUUGAAGAGGAUGAAGUGGACAUCCAGGCAGAAAAGAUCGAGAUCGAUAAACCUUUGCAUGUUCACGAGAACCAUUUCGACGAGAAGGAUGAACACACGGAAGUUCCAAUCGAAGAGUUAUCUCUUGAGGAUAUCUACAGCCGUUGUUGCCAUCUUCGUGAGAUCUUACCCAUUCCAGCUACUCUUAAACAGUUGAAGAACAAGUCGAGCCCUCUUCAGACGCUCAAGCUUCUCAACCCAAAACCAACGUUGAUAGAUGUUCUUUCCUUUAGCGACUUCCUCGCCAUCACCCCUAUCAACACGGUUAUUUUUGAUAAUGUCACGAUGACAACCGAGAUGCUCAAGCACUUGUUGGGCGCUUUGGUUCACAGCAAAACUUUGGAGAAGCUCUCACUUCGUAAUGUGGCCAUUGAUGAAACCGGUUGGCUAUACCUUUGUGAGUUUUUGGGAAGAAACCGUACCGUCAAGAAGCUUGAUAUCUCUCAACAAAGAGUUAAAACAGUCACUAAACAGACUUCUUUCCGUUCCGCCAUGAACUGGAACUUAUUCAUUAAAACAUUGAUUGCAAGAAAUGGUAUUGAGGAACUCGUUAUGGGCGGUUGCAAGCUCACUGACGACACGUUUGAGAAGCUUCUAGAGGAAGCUCUCACGCUUGCCACUUGCAGACUUGGCGUGGCUGCUACUGAAAUCAACGUAAACAAGUGCAGAUUGAUUGCUGACUGGAUCAGCAGACCCAACUCCAAGUGUGUGGGUAUCGACAUUGCCUAUAAUGAUUUGAGUCAGGGACAGCUUCGUCCAUUUAUCGAUGCUUUCAGCACCAAAGAAACUCGACUCAUUUUCUUUUCGCUUAAUUCAACAAACCUUCAGAAUAUGGAGGAAGUGGGUGAACUUUUAAGAGGACUUGCAAGGGUACAAACGCUCCGUUUCUUGGAUUUGAGUUCUUUGCCACAGCUUUUCCCUGGUGUCAUCUCAAAACUUAGCAAGACUUUGCCAUAUUUCCCCUCACUAAGGCGUGUUCAUUUUGAUUUGAACGAGCUCACAUCCCAAUCAAUUGAUGCCAUCGCUGAUAUCUUGCCAAAGGUUAAGAACCUCGUGCAUGUUUCGCUUCUUGGUAACCGUAAUUUGGACCGUGGCUGUAUUGGUUCGUUGUACACCGCGGUCAAGAACUCCAAGAUCUUCAAUCUUGAUUUGGAUUACGAUUUAGUUCCCGAUGAGCUCUCACAGAGACUUGCUCUUUACUUGAUGAAGAACUUGGACAGACAAAUCCGGCCCGACAUUUCAAGCCGUGGCGAUGCUGCUCAGGAUGACGUCAUGUUUGACGGCUCUCUACUUAUGGAAACCGCCGAAAAGAUGUUGAUUGAAAGCGACAAGAACUCUGGAGAAGCGGAUUUGAAGCUUCAGAAGAUCAUCACCAAUGCAUUGAUUGAAAGAACAAAUUCGAUCAGAAAGGAUAUCCACAAGAUCAUCGAUGGACUCUUCCAAAAGCGUGCAACUGGAGCUCUCAAUUUCGAAGACAAGGAGAGUUUGUUGCGUUUCUGUCUCCUCGAUGCUUCGCUUGAAAAGGUUGUUCACUUGUUCGAGCAGAAAGCAAAGAAGUUUAUUAAUACCCCAUUGAGUCCAUCCCCUUCGGCGCAUGAAGACAAGCAGCUCUCCCUCGAUCUGGCCAUUUCUUUAGGACCUCGUUCUGAACCACAAAAACAGACCGAUCACCAACAGCUUCACGAGGGAUCCAAGGCUCUUAUUGAUGCUGGACCGAUCUUGAUGGCCAAGUCCAGGCCUCCAGCAGCGGCAACAUGUGCUUCUAAUGAACAAACGUUCGAACCGCACCAGGUUGUCGUGGAGUCUGGCUCUGACGGUCUGACAGUUCCAAUUGAUAACACAACCGGUCGCCCAGUGUUGUUUAGAUCGAUGUCACAGACUUCAGUACAUGCCAAAGAACAAGAGAAGGAAGAAGGUGAAUUCCAUCGUUGGGGCUAUUUCAUGGAACACAGGAGGUCCCAAGAGGCAGCAUCUGAUGAGAAGAAGCAAGAUAAGUUGGUCAUUGGCGCCGUUCCAUCCGGAUCAGAGCUUCGUGAAGCCAUCAUUGACGCUAAAGGCGUUGACUCUGUUACAGACUUAAUUACCAAAAUCAAUAGCCACAGAGUCAGUUUGGAUGGUAUCUACAAUCCGGAAGACAAAGGUGCAACAGAUCAACGUCCGCCUGCUCCUCAAACCGCCGAGCCUGCUUUUCAGGACGCACAGGAAACAGUCCAGGACGACGACACACAUUCCAUCGAUUCCAACGAAGAACAAAACGUUCAUCCCGUGGUCGAUGAGGCUUACGAUAAGCUAUUGAACGAAGCCCAGAGGGUACGGUCCAACAAGGACGCCGGUUCAUAA
Messenger RNA from Candidozyma haemuli, 3561 nucleotides. RefSeq names its product protein phosphatase regulator (gene LPI9). The transcript has a single exon. NCBI's taxonomy places the organism in Eukaryota, Fungi, Ascomycota, Pichiomycetes, Serinales, Metschnikowiaceae. The coding region runs from base 1 to 3561 and encodes 1186 amino acids. The record is from RefSeq and is a predicted model, not a curated record.